AUGGACCGUAUACGCAGUAUUGGAGAUUUUCUGAAGAAGAAGAAGGAAGAUAAAGGUUUUUAUCUUAAAGUUGGGAUUGGCGUUGGAGUGUUCGUGUUGGCGCUAGUCAUCAUCAUAGUGGUUGCCGCGGUUGUGCCGAAAUCCGGAAGUGACGAACAAGAUCCAAAGUCAGCAAGACAAGGGACGACCACUGAUCCAACAGCGCAGUCCAGGGUGUACGAGAUCCCCAACCAGUUUCUUGUGAAUCUCGUGGGACGAGACGUCAACGCUGUACUUGCUGUCGACGACGACGCGCAGAUUUACGUCAUUCAGACAGAUGAAAUAUACAAAAAUGUCUACGUCAUCCUCAACUUUAAACAGAGAUCUCAAAUCUUUCUUGGCAUUCGAAAGAUCGCCAAUCCCAUCCUGACUAAGGUCAACGAAGGUCAGAUACUAUUCUGUUAUCCCAGCAGAUUUGAGAACGAAUUCACAGGGCGGUUUGUUUCAUCUUCAGCCGUGCAGAACAAUGGAGCCACACAGUCAUUCAGACUCGGAGGGAGAACGUUUGAUAUCGGUGUCAGGUCUGUCGGCGUCCCGCUUGUCUUGUCUGCUCUCAUUGGUUCCGUCAUUAACCAAUCAUGUGAUGCCAUUCGAAGUGAUGCAUUUUUAAAAUGGGAUGAAAAAUUGACCGAGUGCUCGGGCAACACCACAGAGGUUUCCAAUGCUGCAUGUCCCACAGAACGGUGUCGACCAGCUCAGUUUGAAGACGAAGUGCUCACGCCGAAGCAGGCUUGUAGGGAAUUUACGAAAUGUAACUACGUCAUGGGUAAAUGUGAGACAUUUUGGGCUCAAUCCACGUACGACGGGAGACCCUAUUGCUCAUGUCGGCAAGCUCUGGGGAGACGGGUGGACGAGAUGAACUGUCCAAUACCGAACAGUGACCCCGACGAAUGUGAAACCAAACGACGAGACAUUUCUGAAUUCGAGCAGAGCAGUCCUUGUUACUGCAGAUACAGUGUUCAGAGGAUACAUCCGUUUCGACCGCGCAGGACAGGAAGUGUCUCACCGGAAGACAGUAUCACAUGGCGCGUUAAUUCAGUGACUGUGCCAGCCAUAGCUAAAUCAUCUAGAGAGUGUGUUUGUGAAUAAGAUGGCCGUCAAUAUUUGUAGCUGGUCUAAUUGAAAUCGGAUCUUACUGGCUGUCUACGGUGAAUAUCUCAGUUAGUAGAUCGAGCCAAUGACAGUGUUAGGACGUGAUCACAUGACCCUUCCUUCGACCGGUCAAAAAACAUAUUAGAUCUAUUAACAGACAACACAGCCAGUAAGAUCUUAUUUCAGCCAGGUUGAAUUUGAAGCAUAAUUAUUAAAAUUUUAAAUAAUGAAGUUUUUUUUAAAUAAUGAGAAAUUAGUUUACCCUACGAUUGGUUGGCGUAUUGUUUUAUAACCGAUGUCUGUGUUCGACAAAAAUUGAAAGAGGAACCGAUAGAAAAGUAGAAUCACUAAGGACCGAAUUUAUUUGAAAUACUGCACAUUAUGUUGUUUUUUAUCAGUUGUUGUACUGAGAUUUAUUUGAUAUGGACAUAAUAACAUGAAUUAUAUUUUAUGUUGUCAUAUUAUAAAAUGUGUCUUAGCAAGAAACGGCUUGUUAUGGCUUUACCCCAUACACGUGUAAUGCUAAGUACUGCAUCCUCGUUACGUUGUUCAAUUCUUCUAAAUCAAUAUUGGGGAUGUAAACCUUCCAUCGAUGAAAAUGGGUGGGGACUAAGCAGGACUACGGGCAUAAGCACAACAGUUGUGUUAUCCAUCUUAGAUUUAAUAAAUAUAUGUACUUCGAUAUUGUUAAAAAGACAAGAAUACAGACUGUUAUUUGAAAUUGGGUAUUGUCACUGUUCUGAUCGUGAUACGUGAGUGCACACCAUAACCGUUAAAACAUCCACUGAUCUCUGUACUCCUAAAGACAACGUAGGAAGAAUAUAUCCUUCUGAGUGGAUGCCCUAUAAAAGAAA
This is a messenger RNA of Gigantopelta aegis, 1985 nucleotides long. RefSeq lists its product as uncharacterized. The transcript is spliced from 6 exons. The coding region runs from base 1 to 1128 and encodes 375 amino acids. Lineage: Eukaryota; Metazoa; Mollusca; Gastropoda; Neomphalida; Peltospiridae. The record is from RefSeq and is a predicted model, not a curated record.